GUGAUUUUCCUUCAUGGACUGGGCGAUACGGGAGUCCUAUAGAAAUAUAUGAAGGAAUGCACAUUGCUGCUCAGAAAUCAGGAGAGGCCACCUUUAUCUUUGUUCAGGCACGGAUGGGCAGAAGCCUUUGCAGGUAUCAGAAGUUCACAUAUCAAAUAUAUCUGCCCUCAUGCGCCUGUAAUGCCUGUUACGUUAAAUAUGAACAUGGCUAUGCCUUCUUGGUUUGACAUUAUUGGGCUUUCCCCAGAUGCACAGGAGGAUGAGCCUGGAAUUAAACAGGCAGCAGAGAAUGUAAAAGCUCUGAUAGAUCAAGAAGUGAAGAAUGGGAUUCCUUCUAACAGAAUUAUUUUGGGAGGAUUUUCUCAGGGCGGAGCUCUGUCGCUGUACACGGCGCUCACCACGCAGCAGAAGCUGGCAGGCGUCACCGCGCUCAGUUGCUGGCUUCCCCUUCGGGCCUCGUUUCCACAGGGUCCUAUCAGUGGCGUUAAUAGAGAUAUUUCUAUUCUCCAGUGCCAUGGGGAUUGUGACCCUUUAGUUCCCUUAAUGUUUGGUUCUCUUACUGUUGAAAAACUUAAAACAUUGGUAAAUCCCGCCAAUGUAACCUUUAAAACCUACGAGGGCAUGAUGCACAGCUCAUGUCAGCAGGAAAUGAUGGAUGUCAAGCAGUUUAUUGAUAAACUUCUACCUCCAAUCGAUUGACGUCACUGAGAGGCCUUGUGUAGACGUACACCAGCAUCAUUGUAGUAGAGUGUAAAUCUUUCCCAUGCUCGAUUUGAAAAUUCUGAUGUUUGCAGUGUUAAAGUGUUUUGCAAAUACACGCCAGUGGCACAGACUAAAUAAUGUCUCAUGGGAAGUUUAUGAUAUUUUAAGUAUCUAUACUUGUAUUUGAAUAAUAUUGAUCCAGAAUACACUAGUAUUAAAAUAAGUGAAGCUGCUACUAGCUUCUUUUUUCUCAAAUGUAAUUUAGCAAAAUAACAAAAUACUGCAAUCGGAUUUUUUAUUACAUCAUUUGAAAAUUACUAGUGUGCUUACUGGGAGAUUUGUCCAGGUGUAUGUGAGCAGGUAAGAUGUAAGCAAUUCGUGCACGCUGUGACUUAGUGUGUGGGUGUAUGCCACAAUCGCUCGGUCACCGUGCGGUGUCUGUAUUUUUAUAUAUAUCCAUAUCUACAUACUGGCUAUAAUACACAAUAAGAACAAGAUGUCAUUACAUUAUUCCUGACAAUAGGGAUAAUGCUUUUAAGUGUCCAUAAAGAAUAUCUUGCUCUCUUCAGUUAAUGGCCCUUUUAUUUCAGGGACCAGUCUUUUCUUUUCCCUGGUAUCUUCCAUUUAGUAUUCUUUCCUCGUUUGAAGGAAAAAAAAAAAAAAGAGUUCUCUAUUUUCUUUAUAGCAGACCAAACAUUGCCUAUCUGCCAUAGACAUCUACUGUCAGUGCACGCUGUAACGGAUCUUCUGAAUCACAGACGUACAGUAUCUUAAAUUCCUCUAGAUCUUAAAAAGAAACCAGGAGCUACCUAAAACUUCUGUGCUGCUCACUUUCAGUAAUUGUAACUUAGUCCAAAUUUAGACUUCUUUAGUUAUUAGACUCUUCAAUCCAAGAAACAGGAAUAAUUCUGUGGUU
Molecule: messenger RNA, 1618 nt
Organism: Tupaia belangeri chinensis (Chinese tree shrew)
Lineage: Eukaryota; Metazoa; Chordata; Mammalia; Scandentia; Tupaiidae
Gene: LYPLA1
Product: lysophospholipase 1
Exons: 9
Coding region: 49-699 (216 amino acids)
Biological process (GO): protein depalmitoylation
Cellular component (GO): cytoplasm
Molecular function (GO): carboxylic ester hydrolase activity; palmitoyl-(protein) hydrolase activity
Source: RefSeq, a predicted model, not a curated record